UUCUCAGAACUGAUCUGACAUUUGGUAGAGCGGUGCUUAAAUAAAUUUAAAAAUAUGUGGGAAGCAAAGAAACAAUUAAUUUGCAGAAAUCUGCAAGAAGUCUUGGGAGAUGAUAAAAUGACUGCAAUCUUAAAAGAGCGAGAUUUGAAAAUUUAUUGGGGCACCGCUACCACUGGAAAGCCACACGUGGCUUAUUUUGUUCCAAUGAGCAAAAUUGCAGAUUUUUUAAAAGCUGGAUGCGAGGUUACAAUAUUGUUUGCUGACCUGCAUGCUUAUUUAGAUAAUAUGAAAGCCCCAUGGAGUCUACUGGAACUACGUACACAAUAUUAUGAAGCUGUGAUAAAAGCAAUGUUGGAAAGUAUUGGAGUACCCUUGGACAAAUUAAAAUUUGUCAAAGGUACAGAUUAUCAAUUAUCUCGUGAGUAUACACUAGAUGUUUACAGAUUCAGUUCUGUGAUAUCAGAACAUGAUGCAAAAAAAGCCGGUGCAGAGGUUGUAAAACAAGUUGAGCAUCCUUUACUGUCCGGUUUAUUGUAUCCAACACUUCAAGGUUUAGAUGAAGAAUACUUAAAAGUAGAUGCACAAUUUGGAGGUGUUGAUCAACGUAAAAUUUUCACAAUGUCUGAGAAAUAUUUACCACAAUUGGGAUAUGAGAAACGUAUACAUUUGAUGAAUCCAAUGGUUCCUGGAUUAGCUGGUGGAAAAAUGUCUUCAAGUGAAGAAGACAGCAAAAUUGAUUUGUUAGACUCACCGGCUAAUGUUAAGAAAAAGUUGAAACGGGCAUUUUGUGAACCAGGAAAUAUUACUGACAAUGGUUUACUGUCGUUUGUUAAGCACGUUUUGUUCCCAUUGUUCAAAGAAGGAGAAGCUUUCCUUGUCACCCGGAAAGCUGAAUUUGGGGGUGAUUUAACAUUCACAAACUAUCAGGACCUUGAAGACAGCUUUGCCAAAGAAGAAUUACAUCCAGGGGAUCUCAAAGGGGCUGUUGAAGUAUACAUUAAUCGAUUAUUGGAUCCAAUUAGAAAAACUUUUGAAAAACCUGAAUUAAAAGCAUUAUCUGAAAAGGCUUAUCCUCCACCGGGAAAAGCUGCAAAAGCAGGUGCUAAUAAUACUGCAAAUAAUGCUGAGGAGGUUUUAGGUCCUCAUCGCUUGGAUAUAAGAAUUGGACGUAUUGUUGAAGCAUCAAAACAUCCGGAUGCAGAUAGUCUUUAUGUUGAAAAAAUUGAUUUGGGAGAAGAGCAACCAAGAACAGUUGUCAGUGGCUUAGCUAAUUAUGUUCCCUUAGAAGAAAUGCAAAACCGUAUGGUAGUAGUUUUAUGCAAUUUGAAACCAGCCAAAAUGAGAGGCGUUGAGAGCCAAGGAAUGGUCUUAUGUGCAUCUGUUGAUGAACCAAAAGCUGUUGAACCAUUAAAUGUACCAGAAGGUGCAAAACCUGGUGAUGUUAUUAAAGUUGAAGGAUAUGAUGGAGCACCAGAUGCACAAUUAAAUCCCAAGAAGAAAGUGUGGGAGAAAUUACAAGUUGAUUUGAAAGUUAAUGAGAAUGGAGAAGCAGUUUGGCAAGGAACACCCUUACUUUGUCCAAGCGGACUUAAGUUGACUAGCAAAACUUUGAAAAAUGUUCCGAUCAAAUGAGAUUGCAUUUAUUAUGAUAU
Molecule: messenger RNA, 1652 nt
Organism: Ctenocephalides felis (cat flea)
Lineage: Eukaryota; Metazoa; Arthropoda; Insecta; Siphonaptera; Pulicidae
Product: tyrosine--tRNA ligase, cytoplasmic-like
Exons: 11
Coding region: 55-1632 (525 amino acids)
Biological process (GO): tyrosyl-tRNA aminoacylation
Molecular function (GO): ATP binding; tyrosine-tRNA ligase activity; tRNA binding
Source: RefSeq, a predicted model, not a curated record